Bursaphelenchus okinawaensis is the source of this 4469-nucleotide messenger RNA. The record is from the annotation of a GenBank genome assembly. NCBI's taxonomy places the organism in Eukaryota, Metazoa, Nematoda, Chromadorea, Rhabditida, Aphelenchoididae.
AUGGACACAAAGUUGGAAAAGCUUCUGAAGCAGAAUUUAGGUAAUAAUGGGGAACUCAAGGUGCAGAAGGAUUUGGUCGACGCUUUGGUGGAAUUUGUCAGAGAAAACUGUUGUAAUGAGUUGGAGACAUUGUCGCAAAGGUAUUAUAACGAAGAUAAUAUAUUUUUGGUUUAAAUAUUACGUCGACAUGAAAGUAGAAAGACUAUUUUAAGUUUAGAUUGACAAUUAGAAGCGCUAAUAUAACCCUGUUAAUUUUUAGUUCCUUGAACUUGGAAAUAUAUCAUUCAAUACUCUUCAGGAGGCUGAGUUAUGUAACGAAACAUAUAAAAAAUUUUUUUCUAGGAUAAAUCUGAGGUCAAAGUCGAUAUCGACUUCUGGAGUGGCAUCAUGGUCACUCUACAAUCACAGUACGAACGAUGACACUGUGUUGAUCCAUAGAAAGAUUAAAAGUCUGUGUGAUGUCGCUGUUAUGGAGCCGGAAUUCAAACGAAUCAAGUGAGUCCCAAUAUCUUUUAGAAUCUAAGAGUUUUGUCAAUGAGGACGUUAAGAUUGGCAGUAUGUAAUAUUAUGAUCUCAUUUACUGCAAAAAAUUGCAGCCUAUAUACCGUAACAGCUAAUUCAGAUCCCGUAUCCUCCGAGUAUGUCACAAAGUAGCGUCAACUCAGAAUCGACGAUCAGCUUCAGAAACUCGAACAACUUAUUCAUCGACAGCUGGUUCUUCUGACACUAUUCUGGCCACAAGUGUACUCUCUUUUGGCCAAAGCAUAAAAUCCAUCGAUGGACGAGAACUGGAUCACCUAGUUGGUGUUCUACAUUCUGAUGUUGAUGUCAAGGCAAAGUAAGUUUUUUAGUUUAUUGUGUAUGCUAUCGAUAUGUAAAAGUUUGUUAACUGGACUUAAUUUAACUUAUGGUAUAACUUAUGGUGCUAUAUUGUGGUAGGUCGUGAUUGAGAAAUUACGUUGUUGUAAGUUGUAAUUGAGGAUGCUUUAGGAAGUCUGCGAUAAACAGUUUGAUGACAAUGUCAUCUUUUGGUAUGGUGCGGUCUAGAGCAUUGGCUGGGCUGUUUAAUGCUCUCAAUGUGUUGAUACCUCAACAAGAGUUAUUUGAAGUGUCAAUGGAGUUAUUACUCAAACUAUUAGCUUCAAAUGACUUUAGACCUUGGACAUUUGUCAUGGAAAAUAUCUGUGGAAUAUACGAAGUUGUGGAUGACAGGUUUGACAGCACUAGCGUGGAGUACUAUCAGUUUGCGGACUUUUGUUAUCAGGUAGAAGUGAAUUUAACGUCUAAGUAGUUUCGUGGCUUUUUGGUUUGUUUUAGUCUAUUUAAAGAUAAUUAGUUAAUUUAUAUGGUAAUGUUAUGUCAUCAAGAGUAAUAUCAAGCCAUUUUAGUUACUAUCUCAAUCUUCUUCAUUCUACCGCAGUUUUCCUUUGGAUUCGCGUCAGAAGGUGAUACCAAAUCUCUUCAAGCUCUUACUCAUAUCAUCCAAAUUUUCAUCAGCAAAUCUCUUAUCAGUCUACAGUAUUCUAGACAUUGAUGCUACCUUCAUGAAGAUACGACUAUUAAGUUUCUCGGAUCGACAAGUCUUUCUCAACUCAAUGCCAGAAUUAAUUGACACUUUUUCGACCUUUGUCAAUUUGAAUAUCAGACAGAAAUGUUUUUUGUUUUGUUUUUACAAUCGCUUGAUAUGUUACCAUGACUUGGUACAACGACUGGACAUGGAUAAGAUGGUGGAUAGUGUAAGAUUGUUGCUGGUGGAGUUAUUUUGCGACAAGAAGGUGAACAAGGAUAUCAGGAAAACUGCUGGGAAAGUGCUUCUACAAGCUAGUAAUGUAAGUUUUUGGGAAGGCUGUUACGGACGCAGCUUGGGAAGCGUUUGCGCAGGCUGCACCUAAUUUAUUUUAAAUUCACAGGAUAUUUUACGACAAAAAAAAGUUUCAGCUAUUUACCACCGUAUAUUUUUUACAUUUUCAAUUAUUUUUCAAAUUUUGGUUGGCUUUAUAUUGUUAUUUAAAUUAUCGUUACAUGUAACAUAAUGUAGUUUUAGUCAGAAUCCGGAGCAUCUUUCUACUACACCAACUUGCUGAUUGAGCUUUUGUCAAUUCGAACCUAUUUGGCAUUACAAGCUUUGCUAAAUAUUGUCAAACUAACUGAACUGUCGCUCGAUUUGGAUUCAGAAAAUCAGCAAGUUCUCGUCAACUUCAUACGACGAUGUUUACAACGAAGGCAAACUACAGUAUUUACAUUGAUAAUGGAAGCGAUACUGAUGUUAUACAGAAGAAAACCAGAGUUUGGAGUUAGUUUGAUGGUGGAAGUGGAUUCUGAUGAACGAUUGGAUCCGAAACACACCGUGCAUUCGAAGAUUCUGCUUCUGAGUGGGAGAUCUCAACGACUCUGGAGACAUUACAGUCACGUCUUUCUAGUUUCUAACUCGUUACAUCUGAUUUGUCAUCAAAUCGAGUUUUGUAAGUUUAGAGCAUGGUUGAGGGGAGAUGGGAAGGUUUUUGAUAUCUAUAUGAAUAUAUUAUAGUAGAUACAAGAAACAGCGCUGAGACUUAGAAAAGGGGAUUUAACUUUUAAACUUUAAAUUUCAAAAAAUUUUUUAAAUACAGAAUCCUUUUCAGCGUUGAUAGAAGACCGUCGAUUCGUAGCCAAAACCCUCGUCAACUUUCUGAGCCCAGACUCAAGUACUCCAAUCCAGCUGAAGGAGUAUGGGUCUUUGAUUCUAAUCAUUUUACUCGACUGUAACUUUGUGGUCGAUAUUCUUCGGUCGAUGGAUUUUGGGUUUUUGAUAGAUGAAAGGUUUAAAGCGCUGUAUUCGAAGCAGAAUUACUCGUUUUUAUACAAUUUGGCACUACUUUUGUACAAUCCGGAGAUACUGGUCGAAGUACGAAGACAGUUUUCUGUGUGGAACAGGGUGUUACAGGUAUGAUGUCUGUUCUAGCCUCUUGUGGUCUUGUCUUUUCUUACUGCUGUAAUCAGAGGUUCGAAAUUUAAAACUUCUUGCUCUGGCUCUGGCUCCGGCAAUUUUAAAAUUUAAGCCCCGGAGCCGAAGCUACUCCGGAGACGGAGUUCGAGCCGGCUUCAGAGCCUUUGGGAACUCUAGCUUUGAUUCUAUUUUACUUUCUUCCAUCUUAUGUUAUGAUACUUUACGGUACUAUACUGUAUCCUAUACUUCCCUGCCUUUCUUAGUACUAUAUUACUGUAACUUAUCUCUUUUAAAAAAUUUCAGUACGUUCAAACCAUUCACAAUCAAGGAGUAAAGUGCGACGAAUCUACGGAUAUUGUAAAACUACUGAUGACUCGUCUUUUAAUAGCGACACCCUCUGAAAUUCAAAAUUUUCAACUUUUUGCAUUAAAAAACCCUUCAAUUCAAGAAUUAUUUAUUCAGAAGUCGGAAGGAAUUAACGUCAUCUUUCCAAAAUUUGACUUUACUGAACUCCAGAAGCCGUUGUGGGAGAUAUUCAUGGAUUCUGAAGCGAAAAAGGAGUGGAGUUUGAAGGAGUUGCUCAGGAAUUAUAUUAAACAUCAUGAUGCUAAAAGGGACGUGGGUAAUGAGGUAAGGAAUCAAGGUAUGGACUAUGUAGGGAUAGAGAGGUAACAUAGGAUAGGAUAAUGUACAGAAAAGUGAGGCAAGUUAUUUAAGUGACGACAAGGCAAAAUUGGAUAAGUCAUUGAGGAAAAACGUUCUCCAGAGAUAUUGAUUGAAGUAAGAAUCUAUUUUUAGCCUUCCACCGUACCUGACUGGAUCCACCCCUUCCUAGACUACGGAGUUGGCCUUGGCAAAGAAAGAAGCCGACGUCGCUUAAUCUCUCGGCUUCAGUCGUUUUCCUUUCUUUCCGACCGGCCAGAUUACUUUGUAGUAGUACUACUAUUAACUACAGACUUUGACGUCGACUUGUGUAGCCAGCUACUGACUCGAAUCCCUGAAAGUCAGAUGUUUUGGCCGCGCAGUUUCAGUUCGAAUAGUUUAUUUUACGAAAAAUUUUCUCAAAUCACAUAUCGCUUUAUCAACUGUGCCUUGGGCGACCACGAGUAUAUUAACAUUGGUCUUGUGGUGGAUGAGCUGAAAGUGCCUUUGUUUCAUUUGAUCUCAAACUGGAUUGAGCGAUUUUUUAUUGGAAUGUUGUCGGUGGAACAGUUGGAACAGUUAAUCGGGUAUCAACUGGUACUGGGACACAAUUUUACGGUAAAUACGUUGGGUUGCUACAGUAGGGUAGAGUAGGGUAGGGUACUAUAGUAGAGUAGUGGUAAGCAAGAUACUAUACAUUAGAGUAUAAAAUGAAUACCUUACAUGUAUGUUUCAGGGUUAUCUAUGUGUAGUUAUACUCAAGUACAUAAUGGAAAGACUGUCGUUGAAUGAUAAGAAGAUUGAGGAUUUUAUGUUUCCAGAUUUAUCUGAAUUUGACCUACGAGAUUACUUGAUUGACUUCAAAAAACUGGACAGAAUCAGAAUUCAUAGUCAACAGUAA